Lucilia sericata (common green bottle fly) is the source of this 1811-nucleotide messenger RNA. RefSeq names its product probable cytochrome P450 28a5. Bases 413 to 1606 code for a protein of 397 amino acids. The transcript has 8 exons. Gene Ontology annotation, molecular function: iron ion binding; heme binding; oxidoreductase activity, acting on paired donors, with incorporation or reduction of molecular oxygen. The record is from RefSeq and is a predicted model, not a curated record. NCBI's taxonomy places the organism in Eukaryota, Metazoa, Arthropoda, Insecta, Diptera, Calliphoridae.
AGUAAAAACGAAAUGAUUCAAAAUGAUUUCAUUUCUUUUGUAGCUGUCGAUAUUAACAGAAGUUUAAGCAUUUAAUUAAAAUAGUCGGAAAUGUUUUAACAUAAUUUUUUGCAUUAUUGCAUUUAUUAUACUGUUUUAUCUAUUUCUAAUAUCGAAUUUUGGUUAUUGGAAAAAAUUUGGCAUUGUUAGUCCCAAACCACAGCCAUUUGUUGGCAAUUAUCCCAGUGUUUUGACACAAAAACGUCAUAUAGCUUAUGAUCUACAAGAUCUUUAUGAAAAAUACAAACACACCGAAAAUUUCGUGGGUAUCUUCAGUUGUCGUAGUCCUCAGUUAUUGAUAACAAAUGGAGAACUAGUGAGACGUAUUUAUAGUACAGAUUUCAAACAUUUUCAUGAUAAUGAGGCUUCACGUAUGGGCGAUGACAAAUCCGACUUUUUAUUUGCCAACAAUCCCUUUUCCUGGACCGGCGAAAAAUGGAAGGAAAGACGAGCUGAAAUUACACCAGGGCUCACCAUCAGCCGAGUAAAAACUGUAUAUCCCAUCACCAAAAGAGUUUGUAAAAAUAUGACCAAAUAUAUAGAAGAACAAAUAAAAAUCGGUGCCAAAGAGGGAAUCGAAGCUAAAGAUCUCAGUUUACGCUUCACAUCGGAAGUAGUUACCGAUUGUGUUUUGGGUCUAGAGGCUAAAAGUUUUGAACCAAAACCUUCACCCAUUAUGACAAUGAUUACCCAAAUAUUUGAACAGAACCUAAUUUUUAUAUUCUACACUAUAUUGUUGGGUUUAUUCCCCUCACUAAGUAAUUACUUUAAAAUACGUUUCUUUCCCAAAAAAUCCGAAGAGUUUUUCAUCAAGAUUAUGCAAGAUUCUAUAGAAAUGAGAAAAUCACAAAAGAAACAAGGUGUCAAUGAAGAUCGUAUAGAUUUUAUGAAUUAUAUUUUACAGCUGCAAGAGAAAAAGAAUCUGGCGACUAUAGAUUUGGCCGCUCACACUAUGACAUUUUUAUCGGAUGGUUUUGAGACAACCGGUUCGGUUUUAUCACAUACAUUAUUGUUGUUGGGCCGUGAUUUGGAAAGACAGCAGAAAUUGCGCCAGGAAAUUUUAGAUACUAUAGGUGUUAAUGGUGAUUUUGAUAAAAUGAUGGAAUUGCCUUACUUAGAUGCUUGCAUUCAUGAAUCCAUACGUCUGUUCCCUCCCGGUUUCUUUUCCAAUAAACUUUGCACCGAACCUAUUGAGUUGACCAAUAAAAAUGGCAAAUCUUUAGUUGUGCCCAAGAAUACUGUGGUAGUUUUACCUUUACAUGCUGUAAUGGUAGAUGGCGAUUAUUAUACAAAUCCCAAUGAUUUUGAACCUGAACGUUUUCUUGAGGAAAAUGGUGGCCUUAAGAAAUAUAAAGAUUUGGGUGUUUAUUAUGGUUUUGGUGAAGGACCUAGAGCUUGUUUAGGUAUGCGUUUUGCUUUGGCCCAACUUAAGAGUGCUUUAGUUGAAAUUAUACGCCAGUUUGAAGUAAGUGUUAAUCCGAAAACCCGCAAAGAUAAUGAAUUGGAUCCCAAAUAUUUCUUAUCACGUUUAAAUGGUGGCAUUUGGUUGGAUUUUAAAAAAAUUUAAUAGAUAAUAACAAUAUAAUGUUAAACAUAAAAAUUAAUAACAAUUUAUUAUUGUAUUAAAUUCCCUAAUAUAAAGUUUAUGACCCUAACUCAAAUCCCUAUUGGUUAAAAUAGCUUUUUUUUGUAAGUGAUUUCUUUUGUUCUUAUCUAUUUAUACACACAAUAAUUUUCUCACAAAUAUAAUAUUUAUUUAAAUUUCUAUUCUA